Molecule: messenger RNA, 1418 nt
Organism: Branchiostoma floridae (Florida lancelet)
Lineage: Eukaryota; Metazoa; Chordata; Leptocardii; Amphioxiformes; Branchiostomatidae
Exons: 1
Coding region: 156-1418 (420 amino acids)
Molecular function (GO): catalytic activity
Source: RefSeq, a predicted model, not a curated record
UGUCUUGUUUAACAUUUCAUCAUACGGCUGUCACACCAGAAAACUAUGUACUAUCCCUGCUGUAUCCAUCUGCAAUUAGUGGCAGUAGAAAGACUGAUUGUCAUGUUGAAACCAGGGUUAAUCUGAUUCAUGUCUGUAUCCACACCCUACUUCUUAUGUCAGGUGAUGUGGCACAAAAUCCGGGACCUAAAGACCCUUGUGGAAUGUGCAGUAAAUCAGUAAGAAACAAUCAGAAGGGUAUCUGCUGUGAUCUGUGUGAUAAGUGGUUUCACAUCAAAUGUAUAGACAUGGAUCAUCAAUCCUACUGUAACUUAGCCAACAGCCAUGAGUAUUGGUAUUGUAAUCAGUGUUUAUUGCCAUAUUUCAGUGAUUCAUUCUUUAAUUCAUCACAUGAUAGCACAAUGGACAGCUCUGGUGAGGACAAUGUGGAUGUUUGUCCCAGCAGUUGUCACAUGGUACCUCCCACUAAGGGAUUGACUAUGGGGCAUCUAAAUAUUUGUAGCCUGUACAAUAAGUUAGACCAGCUGAGGGUACUUAUGACUUCAAACAACAUUGAUGUGAUGACACUUAGUGAGACUCACCUAGAUGAUACCAUCUCUGACGCUGAGUUACAUAUAGCAGGGUACUACUUGUACAGACUUGACCGUAACAGGUCCGGAGGAGGUGUAGCAAUCUAUGUUUCGGAGGCUUUCACUCACUCGAGAAGAUCUGACCUACAACAACCAGGACUUGAAGCCCUGUUUUGUCAGAUUAAUUUACCCUGCACCAAACCUAUCAUUGCUGGUUCUGUAUAUAGGCCCCCCUCCGCUCCUGUGGAAUUCUACACUUUACUUGACAAUUCCCUGGAGACCUUGAGCCUGACUUCUCCUAAUUCGGAACUAUAUUUACUGGGAGAUUUUAACGUGGAUUUAACCCAACCUAGAAAACCUCCCUCCAAAGCCCUGACAAAUCUUACUGAAAAGUAUCAACUCCGGCAGUUGAUCAACGAACCGACAAGAGUGCAUCAGUACUCUUCCACCCUCAUUGAUCAUAUCUAUUGUAGUGAUAUGCAUUAUGUCAACACAUCAGGAGUGGUGCAGUGUACCAUCUCUGACCACUACGCUGUGUUUUGCACACGAAAGGCCGCUCGACGGCACUCAGGCGUAAAGUAUGUGUCGUCUCGCAAAUUUACAAAGUUUGAUGAACAAAACUAUCUGGCCGACCUUAGUGAGAUCGAUUGGAGUCCAUUGUACCAUGCUGAUAGUGUGGAUGAUGCUUGGACGUUCUUUAAAUCAUCAUUUACCACAGUUUCUGACCUACAUGCUCCCUUUAUAACUAAAAGAACAAGGGAUAAACAACCUGAAUGGCUCUCGCCUAAUAUCAGGAAACAGAUGCUAGUCAGAAAUGAUUUGAAAGCCAAGGCACGCAAAACUGGUUAA